Camelina sativa (false flax) is the source of this 2842-nucleotide messenger RNA. Its product is annotated as G-type lectin S-receptor-like serine/threonine-protein kinase At4g11900. Gene Ontology annotation, biological process: recognition of pollen; protein phosphorylation. Gene Ontology annotation, cellular component: plasma membrane. The record is from RefSeq and is a predicted model, not a curated record. Gene Ontology annotation, molecular function: protein serine/threonine kinase activity; ATP binding. NCBI's taxonomy places the organism in Eukaryota, Viridiplantae, Streptophyta, Magnoliopsida, Brassicales, Brassicaceae.
ACUCGCUGGUCAAAAAAGACAGUUUCCAAGAUCCAACACCAACAUUGUAGAAACAAAGAAAGUUACCAAUAUGACUUUCGUGGAGAAGAAGAGGGUUGUCGACUGGGAAUAAGAUGUGUAAUACGAAUAUAAACAUCUUUUAAUCUUCAAACGAACUUGUGGUGGUCAUAUCAUACGAACAUGGAGCCUUGCAAGACAAAUGUGUUACUAUUAUUAUUAUUAUUAUUCUACGGAGUGUUUUUGUCUUUUCAAGUUUCAGACGUUUCGUCUGCAACUGACACCAUUUCUACCGAUCAACCUCUUCCAGGAUUUCGGACGCUUAUUUCCAACAGUGAUAUUUUCGAAUUCGGUCUCUUCACCCCAACUCCAGGUAUUGAUUCUGGAAACUUCUACAUAGGCAUGUGGUACAGGCAAUUCUCUCCACGGACUAUUGUUUGGGUCGCUAAUCGAGAAUCUCCUAUCCCAGUUUCUUUUUCGAGCUUGUUUUUGAAGAUCUUAGAUGGAAACUUAAUUCUCCAUAACAAUCACACCAGUGAGACAAUUUGGUCGACCGGUGUUAAUUCUAGUAGGAGCAAGGAUGUUGAGGUUGCUCUGCUUGAUAGUGGUAAUCUAGUCUUGAGAGAUGGGGAUAAUUCUUCUGCAGAUGUGUUGUGGCAGAGUUUUGAUCAUCCCUCGGAUACUUGGCUUCCAGGCGCUAAACUCAAAUUGGGAAGCCAACUUCUCACUUCUUGGAAAGGCUUGACAGAUCCAUCACCGGGUCUAUACUCUCUCGAGUUUGACCAUCAUUCAAACUCCCUCACCACGAUUUGGAACGGAUCUAAUUCAUAUUGGUCGAGUGGACCAUGGGAUGAUCAACUUAAAAAUUUCAAUGGAUUUCCGGAAGUGGAACUGAAUAGUGUCGGGGGUUUCGUAUGGAAUCUGGAUGAGUCUUACAUCACUUAUUCAAUACCAUCUCUGAAUAGCACAUAUUAUCGUUUGGCCAUGGAUGUUUCAGGGCAGCUCAUGCUGAAUGUUUGGUAUAGAGACCGCCAAUUAUGGGAGUUGAUAUGGGCUCAACCUAGAGAUAGAUGUAAGAUUUAUAAUUAUUGUGGAUCGUUUGGGAUUUGCGACAAACAAGUGGAAGUGGUUAACCUUACGCCUUGUAGAUGUGUUCCUGGUUUCAAACAAGCAUUUGGAGAGAACUCGAAUGAUUACUCUAAUGGUUGUACAAGGGAAACCAAUCUUCAAUGUGACAAGGGAAACGACGUGUUUCUUCCUAUUAAAAACAAGAAAUUAGCCACUGAUCCAAUAACAUUGGUCUUGACAUCAACCAACGUUAUGACCUGUGCUUCAGCUUGCCAAGCUAAUUGUUCUUGCGAGGCCUAUGCGUAUGACAGCAACAAGUGUUUGAUGUGGACAAGAAACGCCUUCAAUCUGCAGCAACUCGCUGCAAAUGAGGGACAUACAUUCUUUCUUAAACUUGCCGCUUCGAACAUCUCAACAGCAACUCUAAACAAGGGAAAACCAAAACAUUCUAAAGGCAGAAGCAUUGUUCUACCUGUUCUACUACCAUCACUACUAGCAGCUUCUGUAUUUAUCUUUGGAUUGUAUUGUUGCAUUUCUUCAAGAACAAGAAGAAAAAGAAUAAUAGGCGACGAAAAACAGAGCAGGGAGCUAUUAGAAGGUGGGUUAAUUGAUGAUGAUGGACAAAAUAUGUGUUACUUAAAUCUAUAUGACGUAAUGGCUGCAACAAAUUCUUUCUCUGAGGAAAACAAGUUAGGAGAAGGCGGUUUUGGUCCAGUCUACAAGGGAAUGCUACCAAAUGGGAUGGAUGUGGCCAUCAAAAGGCUUUCAAAAAAAUCAAGUCAAGGUCUGACAGAGUUCAAGAAUGAAGUUGUUUUGAUAAUAAAACUUCAACACAAGAACUUGGUGAGGCUUUUAGGAUAUUGUGUUGACGGCGACGAGAAACUCCUAAUUUACGAGUACAUGUCCAAUAAGAGCCUUGAUGUUUUACUCUUUGAUUCUUUAAAGUCUAGGGAAUUGGAUUGGGAAACGCGUAUGAAAAUAGUAAAUGGGACGACAAGAGGACUUCAAUAUUUGCAUGAGGACUCACGUCUCAGGAUCAUUCAUCGAGAUCUUAAGGCAAGCAAUAUUCUUCUCGAUGAUGAGAUGAAUCCUAAGAUCUCGGAUUUUGGAACGGCCAGGAUUUUUGGUUGCAAGCAAAUCGACGAUAGCACCCAAAGAAUCGUCGGGACAUUCGGCUAUAUGUCACCAGAGUAUGCAUUAGGUGGGGUGAUUUCAGAGAAGUCGGAUAUAUAUAGCUUUGGAGUGUUGUUAUUGGAGAUCAUAUCAGGAAAAAAGGCUACAAGAUUUGUUCAUAACGACCAAAAGCACAGCCUUAUUACUUAUGCAUGGGAAUCUUGGUGUGAAACAAAAGGUGUAAGCAUUGUAGAUGAAGCAUUGUGUGGUUCGUACGCUUCAAAAGAAGUGAUGCUGAGCGUUCACAUCGCACUUCUUUGUGUUCAAGAUCAUCCUAACGAUAGACCCACGAUUUCGCAAAUCGUUUAUAUGUUGAGCAACGAUAACAAUCUCCCGAUACCAAAACAGCCAACUUUCUCAAACGUCUUGAACAGUAACCAACAGUUAGCGUCAGCUGACUACGUGUUCUCCAUAAACGAAGCAACACAAACAGAACUGGAAGCACGAUGAACGAUAACAAUACUUGGUUGGUAAAAAUGUUCCCAUCCCCUGUAUAAUUCGAUUAGUGUACGUAAUUAAAUAGCUUACGUUAUUAUAUUUUAGUGUUUUGUAAGAUUUCAGAUUGGUUAUUACAGAACAUUCAAAUAAAAAUAGUUGUUGGAUC